AUGCGUGCCGACAACGCCGGAAACCGCAUCUCGUGGAACUCUGCAAACGAAACAUACCGCUACAAGCCCAAGUUGCAGAUCCGCAACGCCGCACAGCUCAAGGGCUACCUGCAAAGUCAGAAGAGUGCCAUGGGUUUGAGCAUCAAGGAUUUGAAGGACGGAUGGGCGACGGUGGCGGAUGAUAUCAAGCUCAUGGAGGACAAAAAUGAGGUCUUGGUCAAGCGGACCAAGGAUGGCGUGGCCAGGACGGUCUGGAAUAACGACCCCAGCAUGAUGCAUCCCAUGGAGCCCGAGUUUGCCCAGAUGUGGCAUCGUAUUGCCAUCCCGGCUAAUCCCGACGAGUUGAGGUCUGCUCUGCAGGGUGCAGGGCUGGUGGCGGCGACGCAGAAGAAGGAGGUGGUUGCGACCAACAAGAACAAAAAGGCAAAGGCGCCAAGGAAAAAUGGUAAACAGACGAAUACCCACAUGGCACAUUUGCUCAAGGAUUUCUCCGGUAUGAGGAAAUAG
Molecule: messenger RNA, 507 nt
Organism: Plenodomus lingam JN3
Lineage: Eukaryota; Fungi; Ascomycota; Dothideomycetes; Pleosporales; Leptosphaeriaceae
Biological process (GO): transcription initiation at RNA polymerase II promoter
Cellular component (GO): transcription factor TFIIE complex
Molecular function (GO): TFIIH-class transcription factor complex binding
Source: RefSeq, a predicted model, not a curated record